AUGUAGUCCACUAGAUCUAAUUCCGCAUAAUAUAGAACCUGCAACUCAUAAUAUGGAUAAGGUUGGUUAUUACAUUAAGGAUAAUAGCAAAUCAAAGUGAAUGAGGCUCCAGUUCCUACUUAUGCAGAAAUCGUUAGAAGUAUGCAAGAUUUCAAACGAGCAGAAAAAUUGAUAAAAAAUAAAUUGGUCGCAUAACAGAUCAGCCUGGAAUCUUAAAAGAAGGAAACUGAAGAUUAGAAACAAAGAAGAAAAAUCGAUAAUAAAGUACCUCCAAAACCUUUUCCUGUAAAAGAAGAUUAAUACAAAAAACCACCUUUGGGACUCAAUGUUGGCCUACCUAUAUACGAAACUUCGAAUAUGUAAUAUGGGUAAUUGAAUCCUACUAACUUUGAAUUAAUUGAAAAGUAUUACCCUAGAGAUGCUAAAUUUACUUCAGGAUUUCUAGGAAACACUUAUAAAUUCGAUGGUUUAAAUACAAGUGUCGCCUUUUCAAAAACUCAUAAAGCCUUAGAUGAAUACUGA
Paramecium tetraurelia is the source of this 522-nucleotide messenger RNA. RefSeq lists its product as uncharacterized. The record is from RefSeq and is a predicted model, not a curated record. The transcript is spliced from 3 exons. Gene Ontology annotation, biological process: axoneme assembly. NCBI's taxonomy places the organism in Eukaryota, Ciliophora, Oligohymenophorea, Peniculida, Parameciidae. Gene Ontology annotation, cellular component: axonemal microtubule.